Messenger RNA from Fusarium keratoplasticum, 2358 nucleotides. RefSeq lists its product as uncharacterized. Bases 1 to 2358 code for a protein of 785 amino acids. Gene Ontology annotation, molecular function: pseudouridylate synthase activity. NCBI's taxonomy places the organism in Eukaryota, Fungi, Ascomycota, Sordariomycetes, Hypocreales, Nectriaceae. The record is from RefSeq and is a predicted model, not a curated record. The transcript is spliced from 4 exons.
AUGCUGACUCCGCGGCUACCCAGCCUUAUCUCCCGGCAUGGCCCUUCCAUGUGGCGCUGCUCCGGCCCCGGGGCUCGGCCGGUCCAUGCCCAGCGCCGCCUCAUGAGCGCGGCCGCGUCACUGGCUGGCGUACGAGAGCUGCUCAAGGUCACGGAUGAAGUUGCCGACGCUGUUGCCAGUAACAAGCCUGUCGUGGCUCUCGAGUCAACCAUUUACACCCACGGAGCGUUGGGCAAUGACCUGGCCCGUGAGCACUCGGAGCUCGUCCGCAGCCAUGGAGGUAUCCCGGCUAUUAUUGCCAUUGUUGAUGGAGUGCCCAAAGUCGGUGCCUCUCCAGAGGAGAUUGUUCAGAUGAUUGAGAGUGGAAGUGCUGUCAAGGCAUCCAGAAGAGAUAUCGCAUAUCUCACGGGAAUGGGACUCACAGGACGUAAGAUUCAUGGAGGAACUACCAUCGCCGGAACUAUGCUGCUAGCAAGGCUCGCCGGUAUCCGAGUCUUUGGCACUGGUGGCCUGGGUGGUGUCCAUCGUGGUGGACAGGACUCAAUGGAUAUUUCUGCUGAUCUCACCGAGCUGGGCCGAACCCGGGUUGCCGUCAUCAGCAGUGGCUGCAAGGGUUUCCUCGACAUCCCUCGGACUCUCGAGUUCCUCGAGACCCAGGGUGCUUAUGUGUCUACCUUUGCCGACGGUAGGUCUGGCAAUAUUGACUUUCCUGCAUUCUGGGCCCGGGAUAGCGGUGUCAAGAGCCCUUCUGUCGUCUACACCGAGAAGGAGGCCGCUGCCAUCAUCCUGGCCCAGGAGAAGCUUGGCAUCGAGUCGGGUCUGCUCUUUGCGAACCCGAUCCCCGAGGAGUUCGGCAUUCCGGCCCCUAAAAUGCAGGACUACAUCGAGCAGGCUGUCAGGGAGGCCAACGAGAAGGGCUUCACUGGAAGCGCCAACACGCCGUACAUCCUGGGCAGGCUGAAGCAGCUGACGGGGGAGAAGGCGGUCAUCGCCAACAAGGAACUAGUGACAUCCAACAUCACCCGAGCCACCAAUGUCGCUGUCGAGCUGUCGAAGCUCAUGUCUCCCGGGUCCGAGCCCGUGAAGACUUUCAGUAGCAAUGCAACACCUGCUGCUCUACCUGCUGCCCCCUCUCAGCCCCAGGAACCUGAUGUCGCUGCGGAUAGCAAGGCCGAUAUCCUUGUCGCCGGGUCCGUAGCCAUUGACCUGAGCUGUGACUACUCCGCCCCCAAGUCAGGCGAUGCCUCGCCUGUCCUCCAUACCUCGAAUCCAUCCAGCAUCAGCCAGUCCAUCGGAGGAGUCGGCCACAACGUCGCGCUUGCUGCACACUCCGUGAGCAAGCAUGCCCGAGUUAGACUCUGCAGCAUGAUCGGCGACGAUGUCGCUGGAAAGACUGUCCUAAACGGGCUCAAGGCCUCGGGUCUGGAUACGACUUACAUCCGACAGCUUGGCCACGAGUAUCACGGUUCCAACAGGACAGCCCAGUACGUUGCCGUCAACGACGCCAACAAGAACCUGGUCAUGGCCAUGGCUGACAUGGGUAUCUUCACACAUCACUCGUUUCCGGAGUACUGGAAAUCCGCUGUCCGAGGCACCAAGCCCAAGUGGUUGGUGGUCGAUGGCAACUGGAGUGAAAAGGACAUCCGGGCUUGGCUAAAGGCAGGUCAAGAUCAAGGCUGCAAGGUCGCCUUUGAGCCCGUGUCGACAGCCAAGUCGAUGAACCUCUUCUGCCGCCAGAAGGGCCACCCGAAGCUUCGAGUCUUCCCAAAGCCCACUGUUGAUAUCGCGUCGCCAAACAGCUACGAGUUGGAGGCCAUGUAUACUGCGGCUCGUGAUAAUGGCUACUUUGACUCUCCUGAGUGGUUCGACGUUAUCGAUGCGUUUGGAAUGAGGGGAGCUCGAGAUCGCUUCGUCAGAGCGACCUCGGCAGAAUUGACAGAUGCAGGAGUCCCCGUUCAGUCUGUUCAACUCCUCCCCUACAUCCCAACUAUCGUGACAAAACUGGGACCUCAGGGCGUUCUUCUGACCACUAUUCUUGGCCGCGACGACCCUCGACUAAAGGACCCUGACUCUGAAGAGUACAUUCUCGCUCGAGCGACAAGUGAUCACCCAAGCGUUGGCGGUCUAUACAUGAGGAAGUUUUCAGCCGCUGAGAGGGUCAAGAAGAUCGUGUCCGUCAAUGGAGUCGGUGACACAUUCUUUGGCGUUUUGAUCUCUGGUUUAGCGCAGGGUGGCAAGGUUGAGAAUCUGAUUGACGUGGCCCAGGCGGGCUCUGUUCUCACCCUCAAGUCUCCCGAGUCUGUGAGUCCCGACUUGCACCGGCUGGAGAAGGUUUUGGCGCAGGCGGCAGCGCUAUGA